CAGGACCGCACCAAGCUGGACCUGAUCAUGCUCUCACUGUCCGGCAGGAAGGUGUCCUUCGCCAAGGUCAUCACCAUGAUCGAUUCGAUGGUUGCCAUGCUGAAGGAGGAGCAGCUCGCGGACGAGCACAAGAAGGAGUACUGCGAGCUUCAGUUCGACGAGGCGGACGAUAAGAAGAAGGAGCUCGAGCACACGAUGGAGGUGCUGACCAACGAGGAGCAGAAGGCCACGGCGGCCAUCGAGAAGCUCACGGAGGAGAUCGCGGCCCUCGUUGCGGGCAUCAAGGCGCUGGACGAGUCCGUCGCCUCCGCCACUGCGCAGCGCAAGGCGGAGAACCAGGAGUACAAGGACUUGAUCGCCUCCGACUCUGCGGCCAAGGAGCUGCUCGAGAUCGCGAAGAACCGUUUGAACAAAUUUUACAACCCGAGCCUGGGCAUCGCGGGCAACCCCCCCGCCAAGACCGAACUGUCGGCGGAGAGCCGCAUCGUGGUCGACAUGGGCAAUCCGGACGGCAUCGUGACCACCACGCAGCCGGGCGGCAUCGCCAACACGGGCGUCUCCCUCUCCUUCGCGCAGGUGGCCGCCCGCGCCCGUGCGCGGGACGACGUGGCGCCGGCCCCGCCGCCCGAGACGUGGGACGCCUACGCCAAGAAGGGCCAGGAGAGCACUGGGGUGGUUGCCAUGAUCGACCUCCUGGUCAAGGACUUGACGCUCGAGAUGACUGAGGCCAAGACGGAGGAAAAGGAGGCGCAGAGUGAGUACGAGACCCUGAUGGCCGACUCGGCGCAGAAGCGCGCGGACGACUCGAAGACCCUUGCGGACAAGGAGAGCGUCAAGGCGCAGACGGAGGUCGACCUGCAGGGCUACAAGGCCUCCAAGCUCUCGGCAUUCAAGCAGCACCAGGCGACGAUGCAGUACAUUGCCUCCCUGCAUGCCGAGUGCGACUGGCUGACACAGUUCUUCGACGUAAGAAAGGAGGCGCGCAACGGGGAGAUCAAGUCGCUCACGGACGCGAAGGCGGUGCUGAGCGGGGCAGACUACUCGUUCUGAGGCGGCGCGCGCGCGCAGGCCGGGGGCACGCCACUGGGGCCGCGGCCUCGGGCGAGUCCGCGGGGGUGCCAGCCGCGCGGCCGAGGCGGCGCGCGGCUCCGGCGCCCUCCGCCCGCA
Molecule: messenger RNA, 1167 nt
Organism: Prorocentrum cordatum
Lineage: Eukaryota; Dinophyceae; Prorocentrales; Prorocentraceae
Source: the annotation of a GenBank genome assembly